Messenger RNA from Telopea speciosissima, 1940 nucleotides. Its product is annotated as homeobox-DDT domain protein RLT2. The record is from RefSeq and is a predicted model, not a curated record. Gene Ontology annotation, molecular function: DNA binding. Bases 148 to 1698 code for a protein of 516 amino acids. The transcript is spliced from 8 exons. NCBI's taxonomy places the organism in Eukaryota, Viridiplantae, Streptophyta, Magnoliopsida, Proteales, Proteaceae.
CGCCAAAAGGGUUUUGCAUUCUCUCUCUGCUUUAAUCGUCUUAUGCAUGAGUGCAUGACGUUUAGUUAUUUAAUCUAUUGAAGCGAAAGACAAACCAGAAGAGAUUCAACCUAGAAACGGAGGAGGGAGCCCUAGAAAUUUUCUCAGAUGGGAGAGUCCGGUGAUACUCAUUCUGAAGAGGAGAAAGUCCUUCCAGAGAAGAAUAAGAAAAGAAGGCUCAAGACGCCAUCCCAAGUUGAGGCUUUAGAGAAUUUUUAUAAUGAACAUAAAUAUCCGACAGAGUCAAUGAAGGCACAGCUUGCAGAAGAAAUAGGGUUGUCAGAGAAACAGAUCUCGGGAUGGUUUUGCCACAGAAGGUUGAAGGAUAAAAAAUUAAGAGAGGAAGCAUGUGCCAAUGGAAGACAAGAUCUUUCAAGUGGUGUUAUACAGGAGCAUGGCAGUGGACUUAGGCAGGAUUCAUGCAGCAGCACCAAGCAAGGCGACUAUGGGCAUUUCGACCCAAGGGAAGUGGAAAGUCAAAGGCUCUAUGACCAGGAUUUUCCAGCAACAGACAUCACUUAUAAGACUAGGGGUCGAAAUAUGCUAACUGGACGCUAUGGUACAGUGGACAACACAUCUUCAGGAAGUAGCUCAGCUUCACAGGACAGGUUACUUCCUCUUAGAGGGGAUUCAUAUGAUAUUGAACCUUCAAGAUACCAUUCAUGGAAUAGUAACUAUAUCUCGAUGGAUACGAGAGGUGUGCAGAACAGAGGAUAUAAGCUGGCGUCAGGAUAUUUGAACUUGCAGGAUGAGGUUGAACAUGCUGCUAUCACGGCUGUUAAGAGACAAUUGGGUAGGCAGUACCAGGAAGAUGGUCCACAGCUUGGUGUUGAAUUUCAGCCUCUUCCUCCUGGUGCAUUUGAGAUACCAGUUAGUGAUCCAGUCCAUGAACCAUUUUAUGUCGGUGAUCCUGUCCAACUGGAUUCUCAGAGCAUUCCAAGAACCUCUAGCGAACAUGGUCUUAACAUGAGAUGUGACAGAUACAAUUCCAAGAUGCAUGCUCAAGGGCCAUAUCAAGAAGGAGCCCAACUUAAAAGAACCAUAUGGGAGUCUGAUCCCCGGCCAUUGAAACCGAAGUCUUCUGUCUCCAAUUACAGUAAUCAUGCCCCUGCCUGGAAUUCUGCCUUGGAUUUUGAUGAAGAUUCCAUUGGGGAAGCUUCUGGUUUUAACAUCAGGAGGAACCAUGGCAUUAGGUCUAAGCAUGUCGUGGAGGGAAUGAGAUCAAAUUUUGCCACAGACCAACAUCUUCGCCUUUACAGUGAAAAAGUUGUCACAAGUGAAUCAUCUUAUCCUCGGUUGGAUAACUGUGAUAAUGCCCGCCCUCAUUUGUUUCAAAGGAGGGAAUACUUCGAGUCUAAGCCUUCCAAUUUGGAACUUCUAAACAACGAAUCUCUUGGUAAUAUGGACAGAGGAAAGUCUAGGAUGGCAAAAUUUCCGGAUGAAAGGGUCUAUGGAGACAGGAGAAUGAGUAAGGAGUAUGGCAAUCAGAUGGCUAGGAGAAUCAGACGUGAUGAACUUUUACCGCAAGACAAUGUAUCAAAAACACCAUCUCCUCAGGCGUUGCUGCCAUGGACAAAGCAGAUAAAAGGGUCCGCUGUGGAGACCCCAACCAGUUUCAGUGAGGAUGAAACCGAGGAAAAUAGUUCUUCCACAGGGUAGGAAGAACCUGCAGUUUAUGAAAUUCCACCAGCUCUGUAUAAUGUGUAUACAAUGCCAGCAUGGGGGCUGGGAGGUUAGUAACCUGUUGCAUUGGAAAACCAUAUGAUGUUUCCAACCCUUACAUUGGGUGCUUUUGCAUGUCAUUUUUUAAGCAAAGAGAGAAAAAUUGCAAUUAUGCGCAGCAGCGAAGUACUGUGCUCUUACGCUCUUAUUCUUGAUGGUCUGUCAUUUCAAUCCAUCCC